AUGAUUGACUUCCUUUGUAUUUAUCCCAUGUGCCUGGAUGACCGGCGACGCAACAUGAGAAUUGAACUGGGUACCGAUCUAUUGUCCUCUCACACAUACCCAGGCGUGACAGGGAAUCCUGAUUCUCCGGAAAUGUCGACGCAGUCUGACUACGUCCCAAAUUCCACGAAAAUGACGCCAGACAAUCCAAGUCCGGAGACUGUGUCAGUGCCAGUCCCUCGUAUCCCGUUGAAACGGACUUUCGACCAAAUGGAAUUGGCAAUGCAAGAAGCUCCAGAGUUCACUAGGCGAUUGCCGCCCGGUUCUUCAAUUCCAGCGCCGAUAAUUCGUGCGUCUGGUUUGCCGGAUAUACCUGAGCUUCCGUUGCUGGACUCUGGGAUUGAAGCGGAUGGCAAUCAUCGAAAAGAGUGUAUUUUUCUAUCGCCUGCACUGGCCCCAAUUCCGGAGGAAAGGACUGAGGACAGUGACGGCGAGGCCUUGGACACAUCGAUACCUAGAUCAGCCACUGAUAUUGAAGUUUCGACUUCAACGAGGGAUAUUUCAAUGCUGCAUCCUUUGCCACCGUCUCCAAUAAGCCCAGCUACGUCCGUUCCAGAAGUGGGCUACCAUGCUUCUAACCUCGCUCCAUCAUCGCCAUCUCUGCCUGGAUACUCUUUAUCACCAGAGAACAAUGAUGAUAAUGGAGACGCCUCAUCUGUGGUAUCAACAACCGAUGAUUCUGAUUCGGUCUUCGAUGAUGGACAAUCAGAGAACACGUCCAGCUAUACAGCCUCAUUGCUAUCCGAUGUGAAAAACUACGCUUACGAAAAUGGAAGACGUUAUCACUCAUACCGAGAAGGCCACUACGUCCUUCCCAACGACGAACCAGAACAAGAUCGACAAGAUCUCCUCCACCACGUUCGAAGCCUUGUACUAAACGGUCGGCUCUUCCGAGCCCCACUGAACAACCACAUCCAGCGCGUUCUCGAUAUCGGCACUGGCACCGGAAUCUGGGCCAUCGAUUUCGCAGACAGCUUCCCCAGUGCGGAGGUAACAGGUACAGAUCUAAGUCCCAUACAGCCAUCAUGGGUCCCACCCAACCUCCGCUUUGUGGUGGACGACGCCGAAUCGCAAUGGCUGUACAGCCCAAGUCGACCCUUUGACUUCAUCCACGCCCGGGAUCUGGGUGGGGCUAUCGCCGACUGGCCGCGGCUGAUGCGCCAGAGCUACGAGCAUCUGCGUCCGGGUGGAUGGGUUGAGUUACAGGAGUUUGAAGUUAUGCUGAAGUCGGAUGAUGAUUCGAUUCGUCUUGCGCCAGCGUUGUGCGAGUUUCUUGAAAGACUGACUCAGGCCAGCGAGGCAUUUCACCGGCCUAUGAAUAUCGCCGAAGGUCACCGGCAGCGACUGGUUGAGGCUGGUUUUGAAGAUGUUCGAGAUGAGGUGUACAAGUUCUUAGUCUGGGUAACCUACAGCAUCAUCUAUGCCUUCUGCUUGUCGCCUUUGCGCCAUUUCCCCGGCCCAAAGCUAUGGGCGAUAUCUCGCAUCCCGUCCAAUCUCUCCGUCAUCAGAGGCCAUAACCACCUAGACAUUCUGGCGCUGCACAAAAAGUAUGGUCCCAUCCUGCGCCUUGGACCCAAUGAGUUGGCCUUCAAUACGGCGGAGGCUUUUCGCGAUAUCUACGGCCCCAGACCUGGGGGUUGCUUCCCCAAGAAUCGGAGCCACUAUAUCGCCCCUGCGAAUGGUGUCGAUCAUUUGGUCUGUGCGGUCGAUCAUGCGACCCACGCAAGACAGAAACGGCUGCUAGCCCAUGCCUUCUCAGAGAAGGCUUUGAGAGAUCAGGAAGGUCUUAUCACAGGGUAUGUCGAUACCUUGAUCACCAAACUGCGGUCUCAAAUUCGACAGGGGAUAUCCAAUGUCGAUAUCAAGAGUUGGAUGAACUUUACCACUUUUGAUAUCACCGGCGACCUGAUGUUCGGCGAGUCCUUCGACUGCCUAAAGGACAGCCAGCUUCACCCAUGGAUCAAGUUGAUCUUUAGCUCCAUGAAGGCUCUUGCCUAUAUUGGCGUUGUAAAUCAGUUUCCCAUGCUCAAGGGCCUCCUGGAUUUAUUCCUUCCGCGAGAAGUCAAGCGCGUUGGGCGGGAACACUUUGAUCUGAGCGCGCAGAAGGUCGAUCGUCGCUUGGAAUCGAAUAUGGCUCGUCCGGACUUUAUGUCCGCUAUUCUCCAGCAUGGACUGAGCGAGGAGAAGGGCCAAUAUCGCGAGAGCGAGCGUAUUAUGACUCGGGCUGAGAUUCAUUCUAAUGGUUUUAUUCUAAUCGUGGCAGGUAGCGAAACAUCCGCAACCCUCCUAUCCGGCUGCAUCUUCUACUUGUGUACAGCUCCCCACGUCAUGAGCCGACUCGUCGCCGAGAUCCGCUCCAGUUUCAAACGGGACAGUGACAUGACUUUCCGGGCCGUGGAAGAACUCAAGUACAUGAACGCUGUCAUCGAGGAGUCGCUGCGUAUCUACCCGCCCUUUGUGACGAGUCUGUCGCGCCUCGUACCGCAAGGCGGAGCGGCCGUGGACGGCCAUUUUCUCCCUGAGGAUACCGCUGUGGCAUGUCACCACUACGCCUCCUACCAUUCCGAGUCCAACUUCGCCUUCCCGGAUAAGUUUAUGCCAGAGCGCUGGCUGAACACAGACCCGGUCUUUGAGAAUGAUAGGAAAGAUGUCCUGCAGCCGUUUAGCCUCGGGCCGCGCGUCUGUCUUGGGAAACAUCUAGCAAACUGCGAGAUCCGCCUGAUCCUCUGCAAACUCCUCUACCACUUCGACAUAACCCUACGCCCAGAGAGCGCCAACUGGGCUGACCAGAAGGUUUAUUUCCUCUGGGAUAAGCCAGCUCUCAUGGUUGCGCUGAAAGACCGAUUUCCAGCCGUGGGUAUGUCGAGCUCUCAGGAUCCCAUGACCCCGGUCUCAGAAUGA
Molecule: messenger RNA, 2940 nt
Organism: Penicillium verrucosum
Lineage: Eukaryota; Fungi; Ascomycota; Eurotiomycetes; Eurotiales; Aspergillaceae
Product: Cytochrome P450 E-class group I
Exons: 5
Coding region: 1-2940 (979 amino acids)
Molecular function (GO): monooxygenase activity; iron ion binding; oxidoreductase activity, acting on paired donors, with incorporation or reduction of molecular oxygen
Source: RefSeq, a predicted model, not a curated record